AAAUCAGUCGCAAAGAAGGAAAACAACAAAAAAUCUGUCUCGCGUUGAUGUUUUUUUCGACUUUGCCGCCUCGAUUUCGGUUCAUCAAAAUACGUCUCGCUUCCCGAACCGUGCCCGCUAACUGCCAUCAUCCUACUCCGUGACCGGAUCCGGUCAAUCUUCGGUUUUCUGCAGUGGCCCAUCCGCCGGGAAUAAAAACGUUCCGUUGCUCCAUGGGGACCGCCGCGGCCACCUCCGCUGCUGGUACCUACGGUAAUGCCGGCCAACGUAAAAAAACGGUACCUGGAAUGGACAUUCACAAGGAGUACAAAAAGCCUCCCUUUUCGGUUCAUUCUCCCGGCCAUCGAACCACUCAGGAAACUCCGAUCCGCCGAACCAAGCCGGCUACUCAACAUCACCCGGUUGUAUGACAACGACGAGCGAGAUAGCGAUAGCGAGAAGUCGGCCACAACGGGAAGAAUCCGCCGUUCACCUCCCGGAAGUAGACCAGGAGCUGUAAAAUCAGUGAGAAGAAAGUUGAGAGGAUCGCGUGGGCAAAUAACAACGGUUCCGAUCAUUUUUGGGAAAGCUGGCAGGACUGGCGGUCUACGCCUCACGAAGCGUGAAUGCUGCCAGCAAGUUGUCCAAAGCUGGGGCUCGGCUGACUGUCGCUCCGCUCAAGUCGCAAGCCCAAGCGCGCUGGAAUGGUCUCAGCAGCACCUCUAUCCGGGUGGCUCCGCUGCCGACGUCACCGAGUACGAGAAGGACCUGGGCAAGGCGGGGAAUCAUCCGUACAUCAACGAGUUCACGGCGGCCACGCUUCCGUCUCUUCCUACUGCCAGCAUCGGAACUCACGUCACGGGGAGCAACGUGCCAACGGCAACGAUGGCGCUCAGCAGAACCCAGCUGCACCACGGACAUCGAGGCCAUCAGACAAAUCGACUCAUUCGAAUCGUCACCUGGGCCACACCGACGACGUUGGCGAUAGUGGUGGAUCUGGGCCAGUAG
Molecule: messenger RNA, 987 nt
Organism: Culex quinquefasciatus (southern house mosquito)
Lineage: Eukaryota; Metazoa; Arthropoda; Insecta; Diptera; Culicidae
Exons: 5
Coding region: 256-987 (243 amino acids)
Source: RefSeq, a predicted model, not a curated record